AUUCCUUUUUUCUUCGAGAGAAACGCGACGGUUUGUUACUUAUCACUAUGCAAAACUUAUAACUGGGUAUGAAAAGCCGUUAUCAUUUGAACGUUUCGUGGCUUGUGUUAUAAUUAAUCAAUUCAACUAAGAAGUGUUGCUACUUUAUAAACUAUAACGUUACAGUGUGGACUUCAUGGUUUCGCGGCCCGGUCUCAAACGUAUGCGAGUCGGUUUUCACUCGGGAGAGAAGGCAGAGAGCUUUUUCAUUUGUUGGGAAAAUUUGAGCGCUGUUUACUUUUGGUAUUUUGUGGAAAGUACUGGCCUUAAACUAUUCAUUGAUGGUCUGCAGUAGAACCUGAGGCGGCGGGCCAAACCAUAGCCCAACAUCAUGACAGAGAGUUUCCGCAACAUCGAGGAUGAGGCUUUCCCCAGUUUCCUGUCUACCUCUGUGGGCAGCGGCCGUGCAACCCUGGGGGACGUCACCCUGGCCUCCACCCUGGGGCUGCCCGUAGCUGCCUCCACCGUGGCUAAAAUUAGAGCUGGGGCCGACAACAGAGUAAAUUCUAUCCAGGCGUCGUAUGUGGAGAACGGUCGGCUCUCUCUGGCUAACUCGCAGUCUAACGAGGAGCAGGGUAAAUUUGCCCUCAGCUUCACAGAUGAUCUGGAUGAUGCAGAUGACUUCAUAGCAGCGCACCGGUUCUCAGACAUGCUGGUGAAGGUGAAUCUGGACGAGACAGAGCCCAGGACUAGAGCCUCCUCCCUCGGCCCCAACACACAGACUGGACCUCUCCCUGGAAGACACUCUGAACAUGGAGAUGAUCUCUCUACGGGGUUGCUGACCUUCACCCACCUGGGAAAUGGGGAUGUUAUGGAUCUAAAGGUCCAAUCCCUCCAAGGCUCCGUAGAGGACCAGAGUCUGGCCAGUGAGGGAGCCGACAGCGACCACUUCAGUGGGAGUGUCUCCAGCUUCCUGGCCAAUGAGAAGCUCAUGUCUGUGGACAGCAUGAACAGUGAUGUCACAGAUGACGACAUGGACGUGAACGACCUGCAGGAUGAAGAACUGGACCUGUACUUUAACAAGCUGGUUAGCCCUGCCAUGCAGAGAGGACGGGUGGAGGGACAGGAGAUACCUGUUGCUGACCAGCCAGCAAACCAAGACUAUUCAUCUCAGCCCAGUUCCACAGAACCACAGAAGAACAGAUACCAGUUCCUGGAUGACUAUGAUCAGGAUUUCCAGAUGCCUGACGUGCGGCUGGCUGCUACAGGGAUGGACUCGUGUCCUGGUAGUGAUGAGGAGGAUACUGAGGAUGAACUGGAGGCAGCUAGGAGACACAGCAGUUCUACCAGACACAGACUACUGCUGCCCAGCACCACCCGACAGCUGGUGGGAGAGAGCAACCGCCCCAGCUUCAGACCUGGGCUGGAGGGAGGCAGCUCUGACGAAGAAGCUUACUCUGGUCGUAACCCUCCUCCUCUAACUGGGAUAGAACACAGACACUCUGCAGAGGGCCAAGUCAUCAACACUGUAACAGGAGGAGGAGGAGGGGGUGAUGGGAGCAGUGGGAGUGAGGAGGGAGGGAACGAUGGAGUGUCUUCUCUUCCCCUCUCCACCUCCUCGGCCCAGACCACCUACGAUGUGCUGCGGGGGCUGGGGAUCCUGGGGGGCAGCGUGAUGGGAGAGAAUGCCCAGGACCCUCACUCUCUACUGGGGCUGAGCCGGGGCAGCCUGAUGGGGGACCGUGUGGGGCCGGUGGGGACAGGAGAGAACAGCUCUGGAUCCCAGAGGAUGUCUCCUGUCAACUGGAGUAUGUCCUUAGACAGACAGGAGGCGCUGGAUGCCAUGGACAGUACAGAGUCUGCAGUGGCAGGGGAGGGUCAGGGUGUCUUGGAUUCUAUAUACCUGAGGACUGGUGCUGGACACUGGAGACCCCAGGACAUGACCAACACCUCUCACUUCCAGACCACACAGAGCAGCUUCCACCUCUCUCAGGUGCUGCCUCCGCAUUGUGAUGAGGAGGAGGAGGAGGAGGAGGAGGAGGAGGGGAGGCCUGCUGCCUUGGGGCUAAGACGAGGUCCAUGUGGGGACUCCUCUGCACCUCCUGGUCCUCCUGGCCUGUCAGACAGGAGUCAGGGUGAGGAGGGUCCUCUCUCCACCUCUCUGGAGGCUAAGUACCUCUCCCAGAGCUUCCACCAGGAGGACUCGUCUCACUCUGACAGCGACUGGAACCACUGCCGUGAUAACCUGGAGAUCCAAUCAGCCUCUCACAGUGGUGUGGUCUACCAGAAUGAGGAGGGGAAGUGGGUGACUGAUCUGGCUUACUACUCCUCCUUUGAGAAGGAGGUGGAUGGAAACCAGCUGUCUGAGGAGGUAGCAGACCUGUUCCAGGGUGAGGACUUUGUUCCAGGCGGUAACGCCAUAGAGAAGAUCAUAGAAGACCAGAAGGAGUUUGAGAAGGAGAACCAGUUCAUGCAGGAGGAGGUGAUGGAGCCUGCCUCCACCAGUCCAGGUCUCCUAGCUGACUCCUCCUGGAGACUCCCAGCCAGCAGCCACAUCCUAAUGAGGGCCAGCCAGGUGUCCCAGGAGCUGGAUAGAGGGAAUCAGAGCUACCUCCGUCUGUCUCUGGGGACCUUCUUCCAGCAGCGCUCCGAGGCCCUGGGCUGUCUUGGGGACGACAGGGAGGACGAUGCAGUCAAACGGCCGUCGUUUGGUUAUGUCAUCACCUCUCCAGAGAAGAGGGAACCGUUUCCUCUGAUUCGACCAUCAGACUUCCUCUCUCAGGACAGCUCAGUCCACAACGACACCCUCCCACUCACUGACCACGACCACACCAUGAACACAGAGGACUUGGACAAGACUUUGGAGGCAGCUCCAGACAGGGUGUCACCUAAAGGAGAUGAAGAGCCAGAGCCUUGUGAAUCAGCCUCCCCCCUCCCUGAGGCCCUUCCCUCAGCCUCCCCCCUCCCUGAGGCCCUUCCCUCAGCCUCCCCCGGCUGCAGCCAUAACAACAGCAGCAGCACAGACCAGUCUAACCUCAUGUUGUCUAUCAGCACCAUUGCCACGGCCAUGGCAGACGCCUCCAUCUCCUCAGACCCCUCCCAGCUGGCUGCCAUGAUCAUGGCGCUGUCCAAGAGGAGUAGGGUAAAGAGGCAACACCAGAAUGGUCUGCCCGGUCCAGCCCCAGCCUCUGCCCUGGAAGAACAAACAUUCAGCCCUAACCAGGUUCAACUGGACCAGAGCACACUGCUGGAGACACUACAGAGGAGCCAGUGUGCCGGGGACCUAAGUGCCUUCGACGUCGAAAAGUACCUGAAGCAGACAGAGGUAUCCACCAGCAGCGACAGCGACCAGUCAGGCUCCUCCCACUGCACCUUUGACCUCCUCAGCUGGGCCGACAGCCUCAACUCCUCCCACAGGAAGUCCCAGGCCGCAUCACUUCUUGUCACCGUGGAGAACGGGAGCUCGGGUUAUCAACACCAGGCUAGCACCAAGGGCGAUAUCUCCUCUUCCUCUGGCCUUGCUGCUACUGCUGAGGCCCGUCCAGUCUAUGCUGGGAUACAUCCAGGUUCUGGCCAGAGUGGAGCAGGCCCAGCUCCAGCUAACAAGACAGAGGUGAGGAGGAGUUCCAUCCCCCGUCCCAGGGCCAGCUCAAUCUCUACAGCCUCUGGUAACCCAGGGAGGAGGUCCAUGGGCUCUGGUCAGUUCUCCUCAACCACCUCCUCUACAGCCAAACCAGCUGCUCACAGGAAGGCUGCAGGGAGGAAAAGUGACCCCCAGCCAGCUGGUGUACUGAGCAGGAGCAGCACGGAGAGUGGUGGGGCUGAUCUGGGAGCAGUCUGUCCAACACCCAACAACACCCCAGCCCAGAAGGUAGAGGACCGCUCCCCAGCUCCUGCCCCAGGCCCCAAGACCUCCCCUGGCCUGAGGAAGGGGAGCUCAGGGCCGCCCUCCCUCAGAGGCACCACACACGGUACAGGGAGCAGUACAGCCCAGCAGGAGAAACCCAGCGGCCUGGAGAAGGGUCUUGGAGCAGCUCCUCACAGCGCUGUGGCGAAACAUGUUGGUUUUACUUCAGCCGGUCACAGCCCCCAGCCUCCUUCUGCACACAGGACAUACGAUGUGUCUCCAGGCACUCCUGUGCAGCAUGCCGGAGGACCAGAGCAGAGCCAGCUUACCUUCAGACCCUCCACCUCUCCUCUCACCCACUCCUCCCCCUCACAGACCUCCUUCCCCAGCCAAGAAGGGGCUGUGUCGCCCCCCUCCUCCAGGAGACCCCCCAGUGAUCUCACUCCCCCCCAGUCUCUGUCCCAGUCUGAGUGGAGCUGUUCCAGUCCAAGCCUCAGCAGACUGACAUACGUCUCUCUGAACGACAGCACAGCUCUCAACAGCACCAGCAUCCCAACUCCUGACAGACACAAGAGUAAUGGCACCAUGGCGCUGAGCACCACGAUCAUCAGGGCCAGUCCCACCCCGCCAGUAGAACGGGCCGAUACCCAAAGUCAUACAGGUCAGGACAUACCUCCUCACCGCUCGACAGACGUCCUCUGUCCUCCUAGAGGCCUAUCCUCUCCUCACUGUCACCAGUCCAAGAGCCCAGUCUCUCCUCAACACUCUACCAGUCCUCGUAGUUCGGUAGACCUGCGGAGUGGUUCCGGUCUGGGCUGUACAUGCAGCCAGAGUGAGUGUAACUUCCGCUGUGGGAACAACAGGGACUACAACCAGCAGAAACGCUACUCCGAACCCAGCUCCCACCACCUCACCAAGGUGGACUCUGGCUACUCCAGCAACCUGAACAUCCAGCAGCCAAGCGGGAUGGGUUUGGGGGGCCAGGGGAACCAGCAGUGGUCCGGUGUCUUAGCCCAGGGGAGUGAGGUCUAUCCUGGGGCCGGGACGGGCUUCGGCCUGCCUUCCUCGGAGGACCUGUGCUACAUGCCCAUCUCCAGCUUCAAGCCCCAGGGCUCCAGGGUGGACCUGCCUCCAGGGGUCCCCACCCUCCUGACGGGGCGCUCCCUCUUCAACUCCCAGCUGGCGCAGCAGAACCUGGGCUCAGAUGGAGCUCUACAUCCUGGUCCCUACCGCCACAUGGCAGCAGCAGGGAACGGCCCGUAUGGUCACGCUGUGUCCUCAGGGUUAGGACCCAAUGUUGACCCCUCGGUCAGACACCUCCAUAGCUCUGGGGGUUUGUACCCAGGCCAGCUCCACUGCUCCAACCCCCACCACAAACCCUUGGGAGGGAACCCCUACAACCAGCACUGUGUAGCCUCAUGGUCUAACGGCAGCCUUCCUGAACUCACAGCCCAGGUAGUGAUGCCUGAGGAGCUGAGGUUCCCCCAUGCCUGCUGUGUGGGCAUCUCCUCUCAGACCUCCCUGGGCAUCUUCAACCCCUCUGAGCGCUGGCAGCAGGUCUCCAUCACCGUCACCAGCCUGGCCAUCGACGGAGAGAAGGUUGAUUCAUUCCCGUACCAGUGGCUGAUAGUGAAGAACAAGACUAUCAUCGGCCCUAAGAGCACGGAGGAGCAGAAGGUGUUGUUCAUCCCACCCCAGGCCGGGCUGUACCAGGCUGUCCUCAGUGUGUCCUCCUGGCCUGCCUCCGCUGAGGCUGAGGCUGUCGCCCGCGCAGAGGUGUUCGCCAAGAGGGUGGUCCUCGUCGCCAUGGCAGAGGACCCUGCUCUGGAGGUGGAUGUAGGGAAGUGUGGCAGUCUGGACUUUGGAGACCUGGCAGGUGGCAGUGCCAAAGCUCUCCCUCUGAACCUGCUGAACAGGACUCAGGCUACCGUACCUAUUAGACUGGUUAUCAGUGCUAAUGCCACGGCUUGGCGCUGCUUCACUUUCUCCAAGAGUCCCGUUGCCAUGACAGCUGAGGGCGUGCUGCAGGCGGGGACUGUGACCUCACUGGCCGCUCCGUCCGUCAUUAACCAUGUGAUGCACGCCAGCUACGGAGAUAAUCCAGAGAGCUUCAUGGUUUGGGUUCACUUCCACGCGCCGCAGAAAUACCAGCCCUGUUCAGGUGAUCUAGGUCCAGCUGAUGAGUACAGUGCGCGGGUGGACAUCGAGGUGGACUGUCCAGGGCCCAGUCAUGUGAUCAGGAGCGUCCCCCUCAGAGCCAGGUCUGGAAUAGCCAGAGUACACGCCCCCAAAGACCUACAGACUGUUAACCUCUCGGCACCGUUUGGUCAGUCCAGCAAGCAGACUCUGCCUCUGAAGAACGCAGGCAACAUCGAUGUCCAGCUGAAACUCAAAAACAGCGGUGGUGAUGACUGUUUCUGUGUGAGUCCUGAUGAGCUGUGUCUGCGUGCCGGGGAGGAGCAAGGCAUUGUGGUCACGUUCACGUCUCAGGGCGACAGGAAGAACAGAGAGAGUGUUCUGACCAUCCUGGUGCUGCCCUCUGGUCCUCAGUAUGAGGUGGUGCUGAAGGGACAGGUGGUACCAGAGGAGAGGGGUAAACCAGCUGCCCCUGGUCCUGCCUCUGCCCUGGGCAUGCUGCCCCCCAGCGAGGUUCCCCCCAUCCUCUCCAACAAGCAGUUCAUGGCCUGGGGAGGGGUCACCCUGGGCAGGGCUGUACAACAGAAGCUGGUUCUUCGUAAUAAUUCCCCCAACACAACACACCAACUGCGCCUGCUGAUCCGAGGACAAGAUCACAACUGUUUCCAGCUCCAGAGUAGCUUUGGACUAGAGGAAAGGUUGACCCGGCACAGAGAGCUGUCCAUCCGGCCCAGGGAGGAUGUUGUGGUCCACCUGCUGUUUGCCCCCACCCGGGUGGCCUGCACCCUGGCCAAGCUGGAGAUCAAACAGUCUGGAGUACGACCCUCACAACCUGGCAUCAAGUUCACUAUCCCACUAUCAGGCUAUGGAGGGACCAGUAGCAUUAUUCUGGAAGACACCAGGAAGCGUUCAGAUGGCUACGUGGCUAUGCUAAUGGGUGUUGCAGCAGGCCAGGUGUCCAAGCUGUGUGUGUGUGUGAGGAACACUGGUUCCAGGGCUGCCUUCAUUAAGGCUGUUCCCUACUCUGACCUUCAGACACGCUCUGUCAUGGACUCAUCUGUCAUCAGCCUCUCUCCAUCUCAGUUAGUACUGAAGGAGAGGACACAGGAGGUGAUCACGGUUCUGAUGAAGGUGACCCAUAGAGAGCAGACUCUGUGUCAGUCAGCUAAUGCCCUCCUGGCCACAGUCUGUCUCUUCUGUGGAGACGAGGUCUCACGACAACAGUUCAGGAGGUUGCUGCUGUCGAAGCCCGAGGCAGGCAGGAAGAUUCUGUCGGAGAACAGUCUGCUGAAAGGACUCAACUUCAACGAGAGGUUCCUGGGGGAGGAGCAGGUCCUGGAGGCCUACGACCUUCCCCAGAGCCCCAACCAGGCCCAGUUGUUCUAUGGGAACCUGAGUAAGGUGGUGUUGUCAGUGCUGGGCAGCACAGAGACAUUGGACUCUGGAGAGAGUGACCACCAGGUCCACGUUCAGCCCCCCCUAGCUGUCACCAGGAGAGGCUCAGAGGCUGACAGUGGUUUUGGCAACUCAGACCGUCACAUCAGCAACGUGUCUCUGGAUGUACUGCCUGUGAAGGGUCCUCAAGGCCCAGCGUUACCCAGGACAGAGGCCUCUCGGAUGGGGACAGAACCAGGGGACCACAGGGACUCCUGGAGCCUCCAGCCUGAACAGCUGGUUCUCACCUCUCCCACUAUCAACGGAGUCGCCGAAACCAGACACGUCCAGAUCCAGAACCACUCAUCAUCCAGAGAGCUGAGCUUUGAGUUGUCCUGGCCAGCCCACUGUCUCACUGUUACCCCUCAGCAUGGAGUCAUAGAACCACAGUGCCACCUCCAGAUCCUCAUCAGUCCUAAUCCGUCCCUAGCAACCAGGUCUUCCACAUUGCCAUGGAGUGGACAGAUCUAUGUCCAGUGUGACAGCCAACAGAAGUUCAUCAGAAUCCAGAUCCGUCAGGACCUAGCUCUGGAUGUAUCAACCGCCCCAGCAGACCGGUCCCUAGCCCCCCUUCCCCCCCAGACUGCUACCCCCAUGCCCACCACCAUGCUGCCCCCUGCAGGCCGACCCCCCCAGACCCUGACCAGGGCAGCUCCAGCCACGGUGGAGAUCAGUAACCGCACCAUCAUGUUUCCUGCCACGCCCUCAGGAGACACCUCAGAGUCCUCUGUGGAGGUGGAGAAUAGAGGAGAACAGGUGAGGUGGUACCUGUCAUCCUUCGCCCCUCCCUAUGUAAAGGGGGUGGACAGCAGUGGGGACGUUUACCGGGCCACCUACACAGCCUUCAGAUGUCCCAGAGUCUCUGGAACCCUGGGAGCACACGACAAGAUGCAGGUGCCCAUCACCUUCCUGCCGAGGGACCGAGGGGACUAUGCUCAGUUCUGGGACCUGGAGUGUCACCCUGUGGCCGAGCCUCAGCACAAGACCAGGAUACGCUUCCAGCUCUGUGGCACUGGUGUUAAGGUUGGUCCAGUGGAGGCUCCUCAGGAAGCAGACUGUUCUUUGGUGAAGACUGAUGCCACCUUCAAGACCAGGAUGAGACCUGACCCUGUUCUUGCUGCUGCUGGGGGCAGGACUGGUCAGGAAGAGGCUCUUGGUAGGGGUGUUUACGCCCCCCAGGUCCUCUACUCCUUCCCCCCUACCAGGGUGGGGGAGACCAGCACGCUGAAGGUCAACAUGAGAAACAACUCCUUUGACACGCAUGGGCUGAGGUUCCUAAGCCCUAGAGAGCCUUUCCACAUCAAGCAUUCCAAAUAUUCACUAAGAUCCCAACGCUACAUCCACCUCCCAGUCCAGUUCAAACCGGUUGUAACUGGCAACCAUUCCAGCCUGCUGUUGGUUCAGAUGGAUACCAGUGGAAGCCUCACUAUCCAGCUAACUGGUGAGGCCCUACCCUGACUGGCCUGAGGACUGCUGGGUCUGAGUGGGUCACUGCAUCUGUAGUAUGGACUAUACUGGAUCCCUGCUGAAGGUCAUAUGGAAGAAUGAACUAUGAAGCCUUUGUCCAAUACGGCACCCUAAUCCCAUUAUGGUGUACUAUUUUUGGCCAAAGCCUUAGGAAAUAGGGUGCCAUUUCAGAUGAACCCUAAGUCUUCCUCCUCCUGCCUUAUUGACUGUCCAUAUUGACUGGAGCUGAUAAACUGCAUCUGACUGAGCUGAUGGUGAAUACUGCCGACCGACUUACCGCACUUUGUUCUCUCUAACCGCACUUGUACUCACUCACUCACUCACUCACUCACACACACACACACACACAGCUGGCCUGGUCCACAGGUGUCCUGGACUCUGACUGGCAGCUGAACAGUGGCUCUGUUUGUUACCAGCUUGAAUCAGUGGUUUAGUCUGGCCGGCCCACAAUCAGCCUGUCUCUUCUGGCCUCAGCUCAUGAUCUGUCUCUUCUGGCCUCAGCUCAUGAUCGGUCUCUUCUAGCCUCAGCUCAUGAUCUGUCUCUUCUGGCCUCAGCUCAUGAUCGGUCUCUUCUGGCCUCAGCUCAUGAUCUGCCUCUUCUGGCCUCAGCUCAUGAUCGGUUUCUUCUGGCCUCAGCUCAUGAUCUGUCUCUUCUGGCCUCAGCUCAUGAUCGGUCUCUUCUGGCCUCAGCUCAUGAUCGGUCUCUUCUGGCCUCAGCUCAUGAUCUGCCUCUUCUGGCCUCAGCUCAUGAUCUGCCUCUUCUGGCCUCAGCUCAUGAUCAGUUUCUUCUGGCCUCAGCUCAUGAUCGGUCUCUUCUGGCGUCAGCUCAUGAUCUGUAAUUUGUCUAAUGUUGUUGUCACAAGCAGGCCAUUGUUGCCCUGUUAUGUAGCAGCGAGCAGCACAGAAACACAAACAGCUGAGAAACGUUAGGGAUUACCCUGGUGUAGUUUCACUGGAAUGUUUUAGUCUGCUGGGGUUAUGGCUGCAGGAACUGUGGUGUGUAAAGUCACUGUUUCUUUGUGCCCAUGUCGCAAAAGCCUUAGGAAAUAGGCUUGCCUUGAAACAGAACGUUGCCCUUCCAGCACUGAAAAUUAUCUCUUCAAUGUGGGUUGAGAAAAUACACGUUCAUGAGCUAAUUCCUCUAAUUAGAAUCCAGUGAAAUAUGUUCCAGUGGUGCCAAUGGGUCCUAACCUGAGUGCCAGUCUGUCUGUGUUAUCAUGCCAACUGUCACUCAUUGUCAUGACAAACAAUGAGCAAUGGAGUUGGCAAGAACACAAACAGAACAGAUGUGGGACGAAGCUAAAUGAGUCAUGCUAUUUUGUUUUCAGUUAGGUGUCAUUUGGGAUGCGUCCAUGGUAACGCAGCUAGUCAGAACAGUCCCCACCUGGAUGGCAGCAGCCUGUCUGCUGUCAGAGACAUGUGUUCCAUUCCUGGUCCGGGCAACAUCCCAACGUCUCAUUGUUCUAUUCCUGGUCCGGGCAACAUCCCAACGUCUCAUUGUUCCGUUCCUGGUCCGGGCAACAUCCCAACGUCUCAUUGUUCCGUUCCUGGUCCGGGCAACAUCCCAACGUCUCAUUGUUCCGUUCCUGGUCCGGGCAACAUCCCAACGUCUCAUUUGUUCCAGAUGCACUUAAUAAAGUGAGGAGGAAGGAUGUGAUUACAUGUUAAACCCUCUCCCAGUGGGAAGCGUAGCGUGGUGGUCUGGGCAGCUUGAUGUGGUUACCAUGGUGAGGUGGUGGGGUAGAUGGGUAAUGAGUAACGUUGGUUCCACCAGGCCUGGUCCAGUCAGAGGCUGCAUCCCAAAUGGCACCCUAUAUAGUGCACUACAUUUGACCAGAGCCACAUAGGGAACAGGGUGCCAUUUGGGAUGUAGCCAGAGACCAUUGCAGCUCCAUUUCCUCUCCACUGGGGUUCUGCAUGGGGCUGGCAGACAGACAACAUUUUUGUCAUGGCUGAUGUCAUGUGACAGGGCCGAUAUGGGGUUUUGGUCAGUUGACCUGUUCAUGAACUUUAAAAGUAAGCUCAGUGCUUGGACAGGCGGAAGUGGUUUUCCACGAUCAACACAAUCAUUGUUCCAUAAAGUUUGAACUUUGUUUUUGUAUUAGAAAUUGCACACGCUUUAAAAAGCACAUUGUUUAUAUUUGAUCUAUGUUUUUUUUUAAAUGACCUUGAUAAAAUAAAGAUUUGUCAAACAUUUCGCUCUCCCGAAGGAGUGAAGUUUUUAGGUUUUGCAAUGUAAUAUUAAAUAACUGGACUAACAAAGAUGCAUAUUUCUAUUUAAAAUGCAUUCUGAGACAUUGUGUUUUAGCUAAAAUGUCAAACGAAAUGCACCUAAUCAUACAUUAACGAAAUGCACCCCAUCAUACAUUAACGAAAUGCACCCCAUCAUACAUUAA
This is a messenger RNA of Coregonus clupeaformis (lake whitefish), 11259 nucleotides long. It is a transcript of the gene cep192, whose product is annotated as centrosomal protein 192. Lineage: Eukaryota; Metazoa; Chordata; Actinopteri; Salmoniformes; Salmonidae. Gene Ontology annotation, molecular function: protein kinase binding. The record is from RefSeq and is a predicted model, not a curated record. Gene Ontology annotation, biological process: centrosome-templated microtubule nucleation; protein localization to centrosome; centrosome duplication. Gene Ontology annotation, cellular component: centriole; cytoplasm; pericentriolar material. The transcript has 46 exons. Bases 371 to 8854 code for a protein of 2827 amino acids.